Messenger RNA from Cucumis sativus (cucumber), 1339 nucleotides. RefSeq lists its product as uncharacterized. The transcript is spliced from 6 exons. The record is from RefSeq and is a predicted model, not a curated record. NCBI's taxonomy places the organism in Eukaryota, Viridiplantae, Streptophyta, Magnoliopsida, Cucurbitales, Cucurbitaceae. Bases 40 to 864 code for a protein of 274 amino acids.
CAUUCCUCCUUCUGCAGUGAACUACUACUACUACUAAUAAUGUCCCUUAUUACAAGUCCUCAAGCUGUCAACUUUGGGGGCUCCCAAUCAUUUAGGAGAUUUUCUUCUUAUACAUUCUUGAAUAAAAGAACUUCAUGUAUAUUCCAACAAAAGAAGAACUAUGGAAACUACAACAAGAGGAAAACAAACAACACACUCGUCCUAUCAUGUUUAAUGGAUGAUUCCUUUUCCUGCCCAGGUUCAAGUUCAAAUUCUCCGGGAGAAAUGAUUGAGAGAUUCUACAAAUGCAUCAAUGAAAAGAACUUAAAGGAAAUGAGUACUUACAUCUCAGAAGACUGCCUCAUUGAAGACUCCUUGUUCAUUGAAAAAUUUAAAGGGAAGAAGGCAGCUAUGAGUUUCAUUGAAAAACUAACUGAGAGCAUGGGUCCAGAUGUGAAGUUUAGAAUCCGUAAAGUAUACGAAAGACACCCUUCCAUGGCAGGAGCAAUCUGGCAUUUAGAGUGGAGGAACAUGGAGAUUCCCUUAACCAAGGGUUGCACCUUCAUUGACAUCAGAGAUGAAGAAAGAAAAACUAUACAGAAGAUACAAAUUAUAAAUGAACCACAAUUUAAAGCAGGACAUCUAAUCUUGGAUAUAAUGAAACUUGUGACUUUAUUGCUUGCUAAGAAUUCAGCAAUUUUAGAAUGGUUGAUAAAAGCUUCUCAACAACGUUGGGUAAAGUGGAUGUCAAAGAUCUGUGUAACUCUCUUCAAUCUUCUCUUGGACAGCUUUUCGAAGAGCUAUCUAACCUUUAUACAUUUUGGGGCUCAACUAUAUAGUUGUGUACUCAAAUUUUUAUAUUAUAUUGUAGAUUUUUUCUUGUAAAGGACACACAUAUAAAUUUAUUUUGUUCAUGGGGAUGGGAAAGAUUGUGAACAUAAAAAAUAUCCCCUUCUAGUCAUCGUUUCCAUCACGAGUCAAAUACAUUUCUAACGAAGAGAAAACAGCCAAUGGACCAAGAAUGGGAGGCAGUGGUGGAGGCUUAUUGAAUGCCACAAUUGGCUUUUAAUUUGCUUUCUCUAUGGUAAUCAAAGACUCUGCAUCAGAAUCAUUCUUCAUUUCUUGCCUUUGUAUUGAUGAAAUUGCAGUCCAACAGUUGUUUCGUGUCAAGAAAUUCUAAUGCAAGGAAACAAACAGUAAAAUUACAGUGUCUUUGGUCCAUUGUAACUUUUGUCUAUAUAUUCUCUGUACUUCAAAAACUUAAAAGAUUCAAUUUAGUUGCGAAAUUUUUAUGGUUGAAUUAUAAGUUUAACUCAAGAGUCUUUGUAAUUCAAUAAAUCUCCGCAUCUUUUUCUAUUCA